AAUGAGCCUGCGGGUGUUCAGUGAGCUCGGUGAGCUCGGCGGCGACAAUGACAGGCCCCCCGAGAGCUGCGACUUCCUGUUUCCGCCGCCCGAAGCUUCCGGGCGGCCGUCGGUGCUGCGUCCGUCCCAGAAGGAGAACGUGCUGCCGCAGAGCGGCGCCAAGGGCCCGAAGGUGACUUUCCAGACGCCUCUGCGGGACCCUCAGACGCACCGCAUCCUGAGCCCCGGCACCAAGGGCCGGCAGGAGCCCCCCUCUCCUCUGCACGAGCGAGGCCCCGCGCGGCGCCUGAGGUGCGGGCGGCGGCUGAGGUGCGGGCGGCGGCGGGGAGCGGGCGCGGGCAGGAUGGGCGGGCGGCUCCCCUGCCCCUUGCUGCCGCCCGGCCUCGUGCCCCCGCCCGAGCCGUCCACCUCAGGUGCCGGGAGGCGUGUGGCGCCAUCGGGAGCGGGCACAGGCGCUAGUCGCGGGCUCUGCCCUCCCCGCCUCGCCUGGGCCUCACCCCGCGCACAGUCCCCGGGCCGGGCGCCUUGUGCUCCGGAAGCCAGUGCGGGGCUGGUCGCCGUCUGGGAUCGGCUGGAACGUGCCCGCCUCUGCCCCCCACGCUUCUCCCACACCGCACCCGUCACUGUUCUCUGCCCCCUGCCCUCUGCCCUCUGCCCCCUGCCCUCUGCCCCCUGCCCUCUGCCGCAGCACAAGGGCUCCCGCUGCGCGCCUCUUCUCUGGAGCCCCCGAGAAGCGAGCCCCACGGUGUGCCCACCCUGCCCCGGCCCCCAGCUGAAGGGGAGACGGGCCCACAGCAACUCGCCGCUGCUGACCGGUUUGUUUCUAAAAAGCCAACAGCUGUUCACCGAGGAGGCCCGUGUCCAGACGGCCGACGGAAUCCAGAAACUGGCAGAGGCCGGUACCGACCAGCCUUCUGGCUGCCAGAGCCCAGCCACUGAGGAUGGGGGUUUCUGCGGACCCUGCACAGCUCGCCCGACCCAGCCGGCCACGGAUUCACCACAGACUCUGGGACCUCCCCUGGGCAGCCCCGACGGAGCCCUGGGAGAGGACGCUCCUGACUCCCCAGGAAGGGUGGGUCGGUCCGGCUGUGACGCCCUAGCAGGCCCAGUGGAGACGGCACCCCAGGACGGAAGGGAAGACCCCGGCAGGCUCCCCACACCCCCUCCUGAAGCCUGUCCCGCAGGGGUGUCGGUGCAGCCCUCGGGCAGCCCCACGAGCCUUCAGACGGCGCCUGCGAGAACAGACUUCAGCCUCUCCGAGGCUCCCGCCGGCCAGAGCCCGUGUCCGCCAAGGGAGAUGGGGAGGGCGGCCGAGAGCCCCGCAGCCCUGCCCCGGGGGUCCUACAGCCUGAACUGGGACGAGCUGGAGGACCCCAACUUUAACCCGUUCGGCGGAGAGACCCGGCUCCCGGGAGCUCCCCGGAGCAGCCCCGCCAGGCAGGGCGCCGGGCCUGUGGCCGCCAAGCCUCUGUCCCCCAUCCAGCCGGUGCUCACAGCCUCGUUGGACACGCCUGUCUCGGAGACCCUGGAGGGGCCGGCGGGCGAGGAGGGGACCCAGCAGGCGCCGCCCCCCCCAGGUCCAGGCAGCGCACUCGCAGCCCCGCCGGCCAGGCCAGCAGCCCCCACCCUGCAGGACCCAGAGCCGAUCCCCGACCUGGGUGAGGAGUGCUUCCAAGACCCAGCCAAGGUUCUAGGCACAGGGGCCGAGAUAGACUACCUGGAGCAGUUCGGGACAUCCUCGUUCAAGGAGUCGGCCUUGCGGAAGCAGUCCUUGUACCUCAAGUUCGACCCCCUCCUGAAGGACAGCCCACUGAGGCCGGGGCCCGCGGCCCCUGACGCCGCCAGGACACAGGAUGUGGACACGCCUGCCCCGAGGAGCCCGGCAGGGGUGAAGUUGGUGCCCGACCUGCUGGGAUCCCCAGACACCCCCGGUCUGCAGCUGCCGCCCUGCGUCCUGGGACCCGGAGGCCUCCCGCUGCCCCCGGGGCCCAUCGUGGAGGUUCUGCAGUACAGCCAGAAGGACCUGGACGCCGCGGUAGAAGCUGUCUGCAGGGAGAAGCAGCUCCUGCAGAGCAGGUGUGAGGAGCUGCAGGCCAGGAUCCUGGAGAUGGGGCAGAUCAUGGACGGGUUCGAGACUGCCACGUACCAGGCGAUGGAGGACGCGCGGAAACAGAAGGAAGAGUCCAAAGCUGAGAUCCAGAAGCUUCUGAGGGAGAAGGAGCAGCAGAGCCGGGACCUGCGCUCCCUGGAGGGCUCCUUCUCAGACAUCUUCAAGCGUUUCGAGAAGCAGAAAGAGGUCAUCGAAGGCUACCGCGCGAACGAAGACUCGCUGAAGAAGUGUGUGGAGGAGAACCUGGUGAGAAUCGAGAGGGAGGCCCAGAGGUACCAGGCCCUGAAGACACAGGCAGAGGACAAGCUCCAGCGGGCCAACGAGGAGAUCGCCCAGGUGCGGAGCAAGGCCAGUGCAGAGGCCCACGCCUUGCAGGCCAGCCUGCGCAGGGAGCAGAUGCGCGUGCAGUCUUUAGAGAAGGCCGUGGAGCAGAAGACCAAGGAAAACGAGGAGCUGACCAGAAUCUGUGAUGACCUCAUCUCCAAGAUGGAGAAGAUCUGAGCGUGCCCGUCUGUCCAUCCCUUUGCCCGUCUGUCCAUCUCUUUGUCCGUCUGUCUCUUUGCGUGUGGUCCCAGCCUCGCCCUCUCACCUGUCUUUUCACCUGUCCAGGUCCUCUCCUUAAGGCCUGUGUGUUUCCUUCGCGUCCCUGCUGUAGACUCGGUUGUUUUAGAGCUAAUAAAGAGCAUUAAGUCCA
Messenger RNA from Erinaceus europaeus (western European hedgehog), 2804 nucleotides. It is a transcript of the gene TACC3, whose product is annotated as transforming acidic coiled-coil containing protein 3. Gene Ontology annotation, cellular component: cytoplasm. Gene Ontology annotation, biological process: cerebral cortex development; cell population proliferation; mitotic spindle organization. Bases 2 to 2611 code for a protein of 869 amino acids. The transcript has 14 exons. The record is from RefSeq and is a predicted model, not a curated record. Lineage: Eukaryota; Metazoa; Chordata; Mammalia; Eulipotyphla; Erinaceidae.